Lacerta agilis (Sand lizard) is the source of this 3636-nucleotide messenger RNA. It is a transcript of the gene RPS6KA1, whose product is annotated as ribosomal protein S6 kinase A1. NCBI's taxonomy places the organism in Eukaryota, Metazoa, Chordata, Lepidosauria, Squamata, Lacertidae. The transcript has 23 exons. Bases 398 to 2665 code for a protein of 755 amino acids. Gene Ontology annotation, biological process: protein phosphorylation; positive regulation of DNA-templated transcription; intracellular signal transduction. The record is from RefSeq and is a predicted model, not a curated record. Gene Ontology annotation, molecular function: ATP binding; ribosomal protein S6 kinase activity; magnesium ion binding.
UGCCCUUCCCCGGGCUGGGCCGGAGAAUCAGCCAGAGUCGAGGAGGAGCCACCCUCUCCUUCCCCGCUAGGCCGAGCAGCCAAUAAGGCGCCAGGGGUCGGCAUUCAGCUCCUCCUUCCCGGGGAGAGCGGAGCCCGACGCUGAGUGUGCUGGUGGAGCGGGGGAAACAAGCGGCGGCGCAGAAAGUCUCCAGGCGCCCGUGUAGCCCGCAGCGCCGAGAGGCGAAGGGCGGCAGUGGUCGAGCGCAGCCCCUGACUGCCCGGCCACCCUACUCACAGCUCCGCCGCAGCGCGCGUAAAGAAGCCUGAAGCGCGGCUGGAGGCGGAGGAAGGAGAGAUCGAGAUCCCCUAUUAGCCGGACUUGCAGCAUUUCUCGGGGCUCCGAGGAAGCAGCCGCAAUGCCGCUUGCCCAGCUGGGAGAGGAACCUUGGCCCGACAUGGAGCUGGUGGACAUGGAGCUGGACGCGGAGAAUGGACAAGCUGCUCCAGAAGGAAAAAAGGGAGCUCUGCCAAAGGCAAAACGGAACACCACUUGGAUAGAGAAAGACAACGCGAACACAGCAGAUAAGAAUGAAGGCUGUGUCCAAGAAUAUUCUAUCACCUACCUUGUGAAAGAGGGGUCUGAGAAGGCUGAUCCAUCACAGUUUGAGCUUCUUAAAGUCCUGGGACAGGGUUCGUUUGGCAAAGUUUUCCUCGUAAGAAAAGUCACCCCACCAGACAGUGGCCACCUUUAUGCCAUGAAGGUCCUAAAGAAAGCCACCCUGAAAGUGCGUGAUCGUGUAAGAACAAAAAUGGAAAGAGACAUUUUAGUAGAAGUCAACCACCCAUUCAUCGUGAAACUCCACUAUGCUUUCCAAACCGAAGGGAAGCUAUACCUCAUCCUCGACUUCCUCAGAGGAGGAGACCUCUUCAUGCGCCUUUCCAAAGAGGUAAUGUUCACGGAGGAAGAUGUGAAAUUCUACCUUGCUGAGCUGGCACUUGGCCUCGGCCACUUGCACCGUUUGGGAAUCGUAUACCGGGACCUUAAACCAGAGAAUAUCCUCCUGGAUGACGAAGGCCACAUCAAACUCACAGACUUUGGUCUGAGCAAGGAAGCCAUUGACCAUGAGAAGAAAGCUUACUCUUUCUGUGGGACAGUGGAGUACAUGGCGCCAGAAGUGGUGAAUCGCCAAGGCCACACCCAGAGUGCUGACUGGUGGUCGUACGGGAUUUUAAUGUUUGAGAUGCUGACAGGGGCCCUGCCAUUCCAGGGGAAGGACCGGAAGGAGACAAUGACUCUCAUUCUCAAAGCAAAGCUGGGCAUGCCCCAGUUUCUGAGCUCUGAAGCGCAGAGUCUCCUGCGAGCCCUUUUCAAGAGGAACCCAGCCAAUAGGUUAGGUUCUGGUUCAGAUGGGGUUGAGGAAAUAAAGCGCCACCCUUUCUAUUCCACUAUUGACUGGAAUAAACUCUUUCGCCGAGAAAUCAAGCCACCUUUCAAACCUGCCGUUGGCCAACCAGAUGAUACUUUUUAUUUUGACAAAGAGUUUACUUCACGAACGCCAAAAGACUCCCCUGGGAUUCCGCCUAGCGCAGGGGCCCACCAGCUUUUCCGAGGGUUCAGCUUUGUGGCCACUGGGUUGAAUGAGGAUGAGAAGGCCAAAUCCCCACCAGUGCCUUUGCAUUCUAUGGUACAGCAACUGCAUGGUAAGAAUCACCAGUUUAGUGACGGCUACGUGGUGAAGGAGGCCAUUGGCGUAGGUUCCUACUCGGUGUGCAAGCGCUGCAUUCACAAGGCAACGGGAACAGAAUAUGCUGUCAAGGUGAUUGACAAGAGUAAGCAGGAUCCCUCGGAGGAGAUUGAGAUACUCCUACGGUAUGGACAGCACCCAAAUAUCAUCACCCUGAAGGAUGUGUAUGACGAUGGCAAGCAUGUUUACCUGGUGACCGACUUAAUGAGAGGAGGGGAGCUGCUGGAUCGGAUCCUCAAGCAGAAGUGCUUCUCUGAAAGGGAGGCCAGCUCUGUCCUGCACACGAUCUGCAAGACUGUGGAAUAUCUUCACUCGCAAGGCGUGGUCCACAGAGACUUGAAACCUAGCAACAUCCUCUAUGUAGAUGAAUCUGGCAACCCAGAGUCUAUUCGCAUUUGUGACUUCGGCUUCGCCAAGCAGCUGAGGGCAGACAAUGGGCUCCUCAUGACCCCUUGCUAUACUGCCAAUUUUGUGGCUCCAGAGGUAUUGAAGCGACAAGGUUAUGAUGAAGCCUGUGAUAUCUGGAGCUUAGGGAUCCUCCUCUACACAAUGUUGGCAGGGUACACCCCAUUUGCAAAUGGGCCCGGCGACACCCCUGAGGAGAUCCUCAUGCGAAUAGGUGGGGGAAAGUUCUCCCUCAAAGGGGGGAAUUGGGACACAGUUUCGGACGCAGCCAAGGACCUGGUAUCGAAGAUGCUCCACGUUGAUCCUCAUCAACGCCUGACAGCCAAACAAGUCCUCCAGCACUUGUGGAUAACCCAGAAGGACAAGUUGCCCCAGAGCCAGUUAAAUCACCAGGAUGUACAGCUUGUAAAGGGCGCUAUGGCUGCCACGUACUCCGCACUGAAUAACUCAAAGCCAGGACCCCAGCUGAAACCCAUCGAGUUUUCCUUCUUGGCUCAGAGGCGGGUCAAGAAGCUCCCGUCUACCACACUGUGACAUGGGAAUGUUGGGCUCUCUCUCUCUCUCUCUCUCUCUCACACACACACACCCAGUGCUGCUUCCUGACUGCACAAGCUGCUCUGGACAUCCGGAGGAGCUGGAAAAUAUCACCCCAGCUAGAAGUCGACUUUGAAGCACUUCCUCAAAUGCACAUCAGGCCCAAGUGCCUUCAGGAAGACUAGCUCUUGCUAUCCCUGUGGAUUUCUUUUUUGUUUGUUUGUUUUAAAUGUACAGAGAGACUGUAAAGAGAGUACAGAGAGACUGUAAAGCGAUCUAUAUAGGUGAAUGACAGAAUUUGAACUUGCAGCAGUCCGUGGCGUGAUGCUAGUGACACAGGCAAUCUCCUCCACUUGCAAAAAAAGGCACCUUGGGCAAGUUGAUGGCCCUGCAAUGCAAACCUGGUUCAGCUGGAACAGCAUUCGCUCCUCCCCUCUCACCAAGGUCACUCUCAUGGGGUGGCUUGUUUGUUCUUAGGAUCCCCUCUGUUUGUGCAGACUCUCUCUCUUUUACAUAAUCUAUGAGUUAUUGUGUGCAUGAGCUUCUUGAACUUCAUGCUUCCUAUCCUCCAGGCCAUGUGGCUGCUAUCCAAUAAGAUUUCAAACUUCUUGUUCCCCCCCUCCUUCCCCAUUUGGACAUCACAAUGUCAUGGACACUCUCCCACUUGGCAGGGUUCUGGGAUUACUCCUUUUUCUAUAUCCUUGAAUCCAGUUGACUCCUAGACCUCUGCCGGAUUAUAUCUAGCUUUUGAACGUGUAAUGGGCUUGUAAGAAACUUUUCCCACUGUGAAAAUAUCAUUAUUUUUUAGGUGGGGGGUUGUCUUUGGUUUUUAAAAACUAUCAAAUAGCACAAUCCAGAGCCUCAUGAUGCAAAGUGCAAAAAAUCAGCUUUUUAAUUAUUUAACUGAUUCUGUGGCUGGUAACUCAGGGUUUCUGUCCGAAUUUUCAAAUAAAACAUACCAUGCAGUUGAA